UCAUGUGGGCUGUGUCUUCAACACUUCCACUCGUGAUUUCGGUCUCAUUUAUGAGCUCUGUAACAUAUUUCGGUGUUUGCAUGUUCGUGUGUUCCUUUCUUUUGUAUUUAAUUCUCAGUUCAUUUUAUUGAAGCUGAAAACCGCGACAAAGAACGAUCGAUCUGAUCAAUUCUAACUGAUUUUUAUAUUUUAGUACAGCAGAUUCGUAAGUUACCGUUUUGUUUUGAUUUGUAUGAUACUAUUUUCAGCCCCGCACCUGCGCACGCAGUGACACAAGAGUUUGUGUCGCGUGGGGAAAGUUGCGCGUGAAUCAGAAUGUGAUGAACACGGAGGAUCAUUUAAUAAUAUCAAACUCGUCACAUCAUCAGAUCAAACAUAUCGUCACAAGCCCCGGUGCCGUCGAGCGGGUCGGAUGAUGCUCAGACCAAUUCACCUGAUGAUGAUGGACCACUAUUAACGGAGAAGAUGGACGCGUCUCUCCAGAGGAGUUUGAGCGUUUUGGAUCGUCUUCUCCUCACACACUCCAUAUGGUUGCAGCUGUCAAUCAACCCUGACUCCGCCCACCAAAUCCUGCAACGAGAGAUAGUCGGGACGUUCCUGGUGUGUAAGUGUAGCGCCUCCCACAGGAAGGUUUUGUGUGUGCUGCUGGAGGACGGAGGAGUGUCACAGUAUCCCAUCCGUGAGGAAGACUCCACAUUUUCUCUAGAAAGCUCUGCCCUGAGCUUCCCUGAUCUCUGCAGACUCGUGGCAUUUUACACCGUCAGCAGAGAUGUAUUGCCUUUCCCACUCGAGCUCCCAGAUGCAAUUAUACAGGCCACAACACACACCCAGCUGGAAAACAUUUCGCAUUUGGGUUUAGAGUUCUGGAGCUCUCAGAUGUCUCCUGGGCUUCCUAAUGGCCCCCCUCCAUCUUCGGCGCCCCACCGGACAUUCAGAUUGAUCAGCCCAUGUUUCAUCAACCCCAUGUUCCUUCAGCCUCCCCAGCCCAGUAGAACGGCCUCACACAAACGCCAUCGCUUUAAACGCAGCCUCAGGGUCCGUGUGUCCAAUGAAACCUCUCUCAGCCUGUCGGGGGGAGAAUCGGACCUAACCCAGGGGGACACACAUGGACAGAAUUCCAACCAGGGCGGCCCGAGACGAACAGGAGGGCUGAGCGUGCUCAGGAGGAUCCCGGCACUUACUCCCACUUCUCAAGAGGAGGAUGAACAGAUGUUGGGGCAGAUACCGCCUAGUAAUUCCUUACCCGGACAAGACCACACUGAGCUCAACAGAGACACUGAAGAUGGUGAAGUGUGUCUUGCUUUGGAAAGGGCUCGAGCUCCUUCCCUUGCUGAACUGGACAGCAGUAGUUCCUUCAGCAGUCUGGAGGAGGAGGAAGCCCAGGCGGACCUCGCCAAUUACCAAUGGCCUCCUGCAGCACGUGGUACCCGUUUCCCCUCAGCGAACCCAACCUCGACUCUGCGCCGCAUGACUGCUGCCUUUGUAUGCGUGUUUGCACCAGAGCGGCGAGUUGCCCGAUUGGUGGAUGAACUCUCCCGGGACAAGCGCUCCACAUUUGGGUCGCUGGUGCAGGACUUUAUAGAGAAGCAAAGGCAGGAGAUGGAGACCUCGAAGCAUACUUCUGCCGUGGAGCUGCUUCAGGGGGUGAGGAGAUUUCUGUCCCAAGCCAAAAUUCUCCUUCUGGAAGCAGGAGAAAUAGAGCCUCCAAUUGAGACGCUGGUGCCUGAGAACGAGAAAGAUCUUGCCUUGGAGAAGGCUCUGUUCGGCUGCGUGUUGAAGCCGUUGAAGAUUCAGCUGCAGCAGACGCUCAUUUCCCUCCACACUCAGGACGGCUCCCUACAGAAGAUCACCGACUGCUUGCUGGCCUACCAAGAGGGGGCGCUGGAGCGCCUGGCUGUAGGAGUGGGCGUCCUGGACGUCCGAGGGAUGGACAGAGCGAAGGCGAAGCUCACGCUGAUGCAGCGCAGCCAUUCGCCCAUUGACAAGGUGCUGCUUCUGCUGCAGGUGUGCAAGAGUGUGUACAAAGCCAUGGGGACGCAACCCGAUCAGGACGUGGGGUCUGAGGACUUCCUACCAGCACUGUCCUAUGUGCUGGUUCAGUGUAACAUCCCACAGCUGCUGCUGGAGACGGAGUACAUGAUGGAGCUGCUUGAGCCAUCAUGGCUGACCGGAGAAGGUGGAUACUAUUUGACGAGUGUGUAUGCCAGCCUAUGUCUGAUCCAGAGCAAUCCUGGGGCCACGCCCACCUGCAGUCUGACCAAUGAGGCACAAGAGUACCUGAGGGAGUGGAGCAGGAGGCGGGGCCAAGAAGCCAAGACCCAGAAAGACAGUCAGCUGAAACAGAGGUUUGUGCGAGUGCUCUUCCAGGACGACUGUCGUAGUGGAGUGCGAACGCUCCUCUGGAAGGCGGGAGAAAACGUCGAGGCUUUAUCCCAAACGUGCGCCGGUCUGUUCGGUGUGAGGGAGCCGCAGCACUACUGUCUGUUCUGGAGGAGUGAAGGGGAAAUGCGUCCUCUGCCGGCCCACGUUCAGCUCCAUCAGCUGGGCACGCACGAGGGAGCGUCGCUGUCCUACCUCCGCUCCGAUCACGACUUCAGCAAGAUGCGCAGACUGACCAGAGGAGGCGCUGUAGAUCUGGGCGAGUCGGUGUGCGAGGAGUGAAGAGGCGCAGGUGCACAGUGGGACUUUUACAUUUCUGUUUGUGGUCACGUCAGGUGGCAAGAGGAUUCACGGAUGUCACAAACUAUUUGAAUGCUGUACAUGUGUUCAGUUCUAUGGAUGAUGGUGAUUACUUUUUAUGUGUGUUGCGUGUAGUCAGAAAGCACGAUAGCAUUUCAAAUGAAUCGAAGCAAGAUACUUGGUAAUAAUGCAAAAAGCAAUAUCUGCCAAACAGGAGGUCUGGAAAUGCAGUUCAUCAUUCUGAGAUUCAGUGGUGACUUUCUGAGGUGUGUAUUGCAGAGUAAUACCAAAGUGUUGAAUAUAAACAAACAAAAAAGAUCAUAUAUGUACACAUCUGACAUGCUCUGAGUAAUGGCACUGUGUCUGCACUGGACGCAUGUAGCAUUGUUGCAUUAAAUCACUCCUAUGUAAAUCACUGGAGCGGUUUACACUGGAUGUGUCUGACGUGAUGCAUUACAAAGCUGCCGCAGCCACUGUAUUUCUUUCAUUCAUGUGAAAUACAAAAAUGUAUUUACAAAUACCAUGAGUGAGAAUGGAUAGAUAUUAAUGUUAUUUAAUUCUACAUUGGGGUCAAUAAGGCCACGUAAAAAAAAAAAAGUGAUAUAUUUAUGAUUUUAAUGUGAGAUUUUACCCUUUAAUUCAGAUUUUCUUUUGAAGCUCCAUUGUAGCACAACAUCUCAAAUUGUGUUUAUGAAAAUGCAUUAUCAUCGCUGAAAUGCUGAUUGAUAAAUUUUAAUCAAGAUAUUCAAUCAAAUGAGAAAAAUAGGCAAAUAUCAUCUAUUAAAUAUAUAGUACUACAUUUUUCUACCAAUUAUUUUUGUUCAAACAUAUAGUUGUAUACACUUUAUAGUUGUUUUAACUUUUCUGCUCACCAAGGCUGCAUUUAUAAUAUUAGAAAUAGAGUAAAAUUAUGAAAAAUUAUUAAAAUAAAAAAUAACUGUUUUCUGUUUGAAUAUAUUUUAAAGUAUAAUUUAUUCCUGUGAUGCAAAGCUGAAUUUUCAGCAGUUCAGUGUCACAUUAUCCUUCAGAAAUCAUUCUAAUAUGUUGAUUUGCUGCUCAAAAACAAACUAUACUUUUUCAUUUUUGGGAUUCUUUGAUGAAUGCAUCGUUCAAAAGCACAGCAUUUAUUAGAAAUAGACUUGUUUGUAACCGUAUAAAUGUCUUUACUGCCACUUUUGAUCAAUUUAAUGCAUCCUUGCUGAAUAUAAAUAUACAUUUCUCUUUAAAAAAAAGAAGAAAUCUCACUUGACCCCAAACUUUUGAACAGUAGUGUAGCUUUUAGUUGUAUAUACAGAAACUAUAUCUAUAUAGUUGAAGUUAUUCACACAUUUGCUCUUGCUGAACUCUUAACAUCAAGCUUACAGUAUAUAUAUAUUUGAUUAUGAGGUGAAGUGCAGCUUGGAUGCCUCCAGUGUGAACACAGUGUGAUUAUGGAGCGUGUAGGAUUGAGUAUGUUGUGAGUUUUGCAGUAACACUGCUGGUAUUACAGUGGUUUCGUGGUACUCUGGUUUUACUUGAACUGCGACGGCUAUUUUGUUAGCUGAUCAUUGUGGACGUGCUCACUGAAUCACCACUGGCCUGAUAUAUUGGUGUCUGUUUGAUUGAUUCCUUCAGAAAGCGUGUGAAGGAUGUAGUGAACGUGUGGCAUCAUGAUCAUUUGUGAAUCCUGGUGUAAAUAGACUCCAGAGAAUCCAGCUGCUUGUGUUCGGCACUAAUAAUAAUGUGUGUUGUGUUGCUCUGGGUUCAGCUGGUGGUGGGCAGAUAACCACACAGACACCCAGCUCACACCGGCAAACAAAUUGUGUUAAGUCAGGAUGAAUUUCUCUCUCAGACUGAUUCUCAAAGUGGCCAUCAGCUGUCAAACUUCUCACAGACAGGUUUAGUUUUAAGGGUCAUGUGCAUGAAACAGUGCCGUUUGUGCCAGAGAAAUACUAGAUAUUUACAAAAAUUGCAUUGUUUCUAAAGCAACAUUAAUACCCUUUUUAAAUUAUUUACUAUUAUCCCAUGAAUAAAACAUGUAGUUACUGCCCGACACAGCACCAAUAUUAUUUAAUGUUACUCUUACCGUGAAAAGCUACAUUAUUUGGACUGUACUUUUAAUUUGAAUAGACAAUUCUGGUAGAUUAUCACCGGUUUUGUGUGCCUUACAACAUUAAUAUAGAAAAUUAAAUAAAUAAAUAUAUUAAAAAAAUUAAAAAAAAAUAUAUAUAAAUAUUUUAGCAUUGAUAUGCAACUACUAAUAUUUUAUUUGGGGUUCAGAAAUCAGAUAUGUGUUAGUAUUAAUUAGUAAUAUUCAGACUUGAACAUCAGUGGGAAAAUUGUAUAUAUAUAUAUAUAUAUAUAUAUAUAUAUAUAUAUAGAUAGAUAGAUAGAUAGAUAGAUAGAUAUGAUUAUUCAUGAUUAAUCGCAUCCAAAGUAAAAAAAAAUAUUUUCAUAAUAUGUGUGUGUGUGUGUCCUGUGUUUAUUAUGUAUAUAUAAAGACACACACACAUACAGCAUAUUGAAGACAUUAACAUGUAUAUUGUUUUAUAUUGUUAAUUAUAUUAUAUAUAAAUAUAUUUAAUAUAUAAACGUAACAUUUUCUUUUAAUAUAUGCAUGUGUGUGUGUAUUUAUAUAAUAAAUAAUCACAGCACACACUUCUAUAUUAUGUAAGCAUCAAAAAUCUUUUAUUUUGUUGAUGCGGUUAAUCAUUUGACAACACUGAUAUAUAUAUAUAUAUUAGUAUUAAUUUAUGAAUAUAUAUUGGCACUAUAUAGUAUAUCUUACUAAUCUGCACACUACAUAU
Messenger RNA from Carassius gibelio (silver crucian carp), 5465 nucleotides. RefSeq names its product Ras and Rab interactor 1b (gene rin1b). Bases 466 to 2661 code for a protein of 731 amino acids. The transcript has 11 exons. Gene Ontology annotation, molecular function: guanyl-nucleotide exchange factor activity; small GTPase binding. Lineage: Eukaryota; Metazoa; Chordata; Actinopteri; Cypriniformes; Cyprinidae. Gene Ontology annotation, cellular component: endocytic vesicle; cytosol. Gene Ontology annotation, biological process: vesicle-mediated transport. The record is from RefSeq and is a predicted model, not a curated record.